Messenger RNA from Myotis lucifugus (little brown bat), 2036 nucleotides. Its product is annotated as hyccin-like. The record is from RefSeq and is a predicted model, not a curated record. NCBI's taxonomy places the organism in Eukaryota, Metazoa, Chordata, Mammalia, Chiroptera, Vespertilionidae. Gene Ontology annotation, biological process: protein localization to plasma membrane; phosphatidylinositol phosphate biosynthetic process. Bases 257 to 1858 code for a protein of 533 amino acids. Gene Ontology annotation, cellular component: plasma membrane. The transcript is spliced from 3 exons.
GAAAGCUGACAAAAGGGCCCGUCAGAGUAGCUGGCGGCAGUGGCGGCUCUCGGAGCUGGGUUGUCAGUCAGUGAGCAGAGGGGGAAGAUGGCUCGUCGGGACCCGUUUUGCUAGGAAGAAGGGAGGCAGGUGCUGCUACUGCCCAGGAAAAGGAAGAGACGACCCCUUCGCUGUCGCUUCGAACCAGAAGAGUGAAGUUCUGGGAGUGGAGGUCUGGGAGCCGCUCUGAUUGAAGAUUUAGAACAGAUGUGGAAAGAUGUUCACUUCAGAGAAAGGGGUUGUGGAGGAAUGGUUGUCAGAGUUUAAGACACGACCAGAAGCAUCUUUACCAAAUUAUGCCACAAAUUUGAAAGAUAAGAGUUCUUUAGUUUCAUCUCUUUAUAAAGUUAUCCAGGAGCCACAAAGUGAGUUGCUAGAACCUGUCUGUCACCAGCUCUUUGAAUUCUAUCGCAGUGGAGAGGAGCAGUUACUUCGAUUUACACUGCCGUUUCUUCCAGAACUGAUUUGGUGCUACCUUGCCGUCUCAGCCAGCAGAAAUGUGCACAGCAGAGGAUGCAUUGAAGCUCUUUUUCUAGGGGUUUACAAUUUGGAAAUAGUUGACAAACAGGGACAUAGCAAAGUAUUGAGUUUUACGAUUCCAUCUUUAUCCAAGCCAUCUGUAUAUCAUGAACCUUCCAGCAUUGGGUCCAUGGCUCUGACUGAGAGUGCACUAUCCCAGCAUGGUUUGUCAAAAGUUGUAUACAGUGGACCUCACCCCCAAAGGGAGAUGCUGACAGCCCAGAACAGGUUUGAAGUGUUGACAUUCCUUUUGUUGUGUUACAAUGCUGCCUUAACCUAUAUGCCCAGUGUUUCUCUUCAAUCAUUGUGUCAGAUUUGUUCAAGAAUCUGUGUUUGUGGAUAUCCCAGACAUGUAAGAAAAUACAAAGGUGUAAGUAGCAGGAUAACAGUUUCUUCAGAAUUCAUGGUGCAGAUGUUAACAGGGAUUUAUUUUGCUUUUUAUAAUGGAGAAUGGGAUCUAGCUGAAAAAGCAUUGGAUGAUAUUAUUUACAGAGCCCAGUUAGAAUUAUAUCCAGAGCCAUUGCUGGUUGCUAAUGCAAUAAAGGCUUCGUUGCCUCAUGGUGCCAUGAAAUCUAGUAAGGAGGGUACAAGGUGUAUUCAAGUUGAAAUCACACCAACUUCCUCUAGAAUAUCAAGAAAUGCAGUAACCAGCAUGUCAAUAAGCGGUCACCGGUGGAAAAGACAUGAGCAACCUGACGGAAAUACAGAAUUAACAGAUCAAGAAGAACUGAUGGAUAUGUCUGAAGUUGACAAGGGAUUUUAUUCCAGGGCUGCAUCUAGUACCAGCCAGUCAGGCUUAUUAAACACUUGGAGUGCGGGAAACGAUGUAAACAAUAGUCACAAUUCUAGUAUCAAGACAAGUGUAGGAAAGACUCAGAGAAGGUCAGGAGGAAACAAAACUGGAGGAAAAGAAAAAGAAACCACAGGGGAGUCAUGCAAAGAUCACUUUGCUCGAAAACAAACUCAGAGAGCCCAAAGUGAAAAUCUAGAGCUUCUCUCUUUGAAGAGACUUACGUUAACAACCAGCCAGUCCCUGCCUAAACCUAACAGCCAUGGUUUGGCUAAGACUGCUGCGACUGUAUUUAGUAAAUCCUUUGAGCAAGUCAGUGGUGUCACAGUCUCACAUAACCCAUCAGCUGUUGUUGGCUGUGGGACAGGGACAGAUGCCAACAGGUUUUCCGCUUGUAGUCUCCAAGAAGAAAAGCUUAUUUACGUUUCUGAAAGGACUGAACUUCCAAUGAAGCACCAAUCAGGUCAGCAGAGACCUCCUAGUAGUAGCAUUACAUUGUCCACAGAUUAAUUUGUAAGAGUUUUCUCAUGUGACCAAUGAGUCUGGAAUUAUGGCUUUGCUUCUUUAUGAAAGUGCCAGGGUCUUUCAUCCCUGCUCCUGACAGAGCCCCAAUGUCUUAAGUUCUGAAGGCUUUAUGAAGGGAAUAAUGUCUAGGUUGCAGUAAAGUUGAAAUAUGGUUUUGUUAUUU